CAUAGGGCCACUUGAGACUGAUCAAGGCUCACGAUCCAGGCUACCACGCAACAUCGAAGGCAAAGGGACUUGCCGUACAACUCAACGCAGGCAGGGUUUGCUGCCUACCGGAGAAAAAGAAGUCAGUUGACCACCCACUGCGCUCUUCCUACUGGCUGCUGCUCCACGCCUUUUAAACUUCUCGCCUCGGUUCCCGAGGAGCCAUGUCGUCAACUGAUUGAUUGUAUUUGUUGAGCAGCCGUCAAUUUUUUAUUUGCUGCAGGUCCGCCUUGAAACUACGUGGCAUUGAGGUCUUUCCACACCAACUAGCAAAAAGACCGCCCCUUGCUCCAAACGACGUCAACGUUUUCGUGAGUCUUGCUACCAGAUUCCGGGGCAGAGGGAGUGAGUGGUGUGAUGCCAAUCGGAAAGACCCAUCACCUCGUCACAGUUUGCAUAUAAAUCUGGCUGGUUUGCAUUGGCCCUGCGCCUCCCGGUCCCGUUUUGUCGCAAAAAAAAAGCCAUAUUCUACCUCAGGUGAACACUCAUCCUACUUCAAAAUGUGUAUCGCAAUAAUCUCCACCGCACACCCUUCCUAUCGACUCAUCCUCAUCGACAACCGGGACGAAUAUCUAAACCGACCCACCGAUAUUGCCGGAUGGUGGCCAGAUCCUCACUCCCACGUUCUCGGAGGCCGGGAUAUGCUGCGCGAAAUCCACGGGACAUGGCUCGGAGUGACGAGAACAGGCAAGGUUGCGGUCCUCACCAACUUCAAGGAGGACGUUACGCCGCCUCCAACCGCCGUCAGCCGUGGCGCCAUCAUCAAAAAGUUCUUGUCUGAGGAUGUCGGUCCCGUGGAAGAGUUUGUCAAAGACGUUGUCAAUACCGGCGUUGCUAAGGACGCCGGUGGAUUCAGUCUUGUCUGUGGUCACAUAGGCGAGAAGCUCGCUGUCAUCUCCAACCGGGCUGAACACCAGAGUCAAGUUCCUUGGAUAGCAGGGGACGUGGUGCACACUGUUGGCCUCAGUAAUGCCGAUUUCUCGGACCGAUCGUGGAAGAAGGUCACCUUGGGCGAAGAGCUCAUGUUGAACACGAUCCGCCAGAGCGUCGAAAACGAAGAAACAGAAGACCAGCUGAUAGGAAGGUUUCUCGAUCUGCUGAGCCACGAAACCCUUCCUCGAAACGGCGAACCAGAAGGGUCCGGUCUGGAGACGUAUAUUCCAGCCCUAAGAAACACCAUCUACGUGCCAACUCUGGGACGAAAAGACAUGAGUCAUCACCUUGCAGACGACGAGAUCGCCGCCGCCAAAAGACACGAGAAGGUCGACAUUGUAGGCCACAACACCCCGGUCCGGCGCCAUUCCCCCUCAAUCAACCCCCCCUUCCGGGCUCAUCAACUAGGCGUCAGUGGACUGUACGGGACGCAAAAGCAGACCGUCGUGCUUGCUGAUCAAGACAUGAAUGUUCGGUUUUUCGAAAGGACGCUCUUCGAUGAAGAGUCCAACCCGAUUCCGUUCGGCGAGGGUGACGUGGACGUGAGAUUCAAGAUCGAAAUGCCGUCGAGCUGACGACGCCGCUGCGGCAGCGGGGGCAUCGGCUGGAUUUUGGGCUAUUUUUGACAGGGGACUGUAGAGAAUCUGGAAAUACUCUUGGGGGCUGCAUUUAUGGGUGGACUAUAAAAGGCACCAAGCAUGCGGAGUUUCUCAAUGUCAACAAGCUACGUAGAUUGCAUCACUCCCGCUUCACAAGGAGCUGAAGGAAACGGACAGAACUGUAAGGCGACCAUCAGACGAUAUGUAAUAGUCAUGUCAGCUUGUACAGCAGACCUGCCUGAUAUGAGCCAUGCGGAAGAGUGCUGAAUUUCGACUGCUCAUGGAUUAACUGUAUGUAUACCCCGUUACAGGCACACUCGCUGGUCGGUCGAGAGGCGAGGAGGGAUUUCCUGAUAAGUACCUCGAUACCUUGAUGCAGGCAAAGGGGUUGCGACGUCCUGUUAGAGAAUCCUCGGCACAGGUACAGCCGCCUGCUGAUUGGCUGCAGCUGAGGCCCGAAGGAACCGCGAGCUGAUUGGUCGGAGCACAGCCUUGACAGAAACCU
This is a messenger RNA of Cladophialophora immunda, 2076 nucleotides long. RefSeq lists its product as uncharacterized. Gene Ontology annotation, biological process: protein secretion; Golgi organization. The record is from RefSeq and is a predicted model, not a curated record. NCBI's taxonomy places the organism in Eukaryota, Fungi, Ascomycota, Eurotiomycetes, Chaetothyriales, Herpotrichiellaceae. Gene Ontology annotation, cellular component: Golgi apparatus. Bases 540 to 1547 code for a protein of 335 amino acids. The transcript has a single exon.